Molecule: messenger RNA, 897 nt
Organism: Lathyrus sativus (Indian pea)
Lineage: Eukaryota; Viridiplantae; Streptophyta; Magnoliopsida; Fabales; Fabaceae
Source: the annotation of a GenBank genome assembly
AUGGCGUUUCCUGCUUCAAUCUCGCUUCCUUCUGAUCCCUUCGCUUCAAAGCUUCUUCCUUUAUCAAGGAUCUCUGUUCCUGCGCAAAUUACAGCGAAAAUUGAGCUAACCCAGUUGAUAUCAUUAAGAAAAAGUAAGUGUUCUAGUUUAAAGGCUUCGAUGGGGUCUCCGGGAUUUACCCAGCAACUUAAGGACAACAAGUUAGAGACUUUAGGUGAAGUUAAAGACGGUCGCGAUGAUAUAUUUAAUGAUCUGAAGGAUAGAUUUUUGAGUUUUAAGAAGAAUGUAUACAUGAAAAACGCUGAACAGUUUGAAAGUCUCGCCAAGGUUCAAGUGCCAAAGUUCAUGGUUAUUGCUUGUGCAGAUUCCAGGGUAUGUCCCUCAAGUAUUUUGGGAUUUCAACCCGGAGAAGCAUUCACAAUCCGUAAUAUUGCUAAUUUGGUUCCUACCUUCGAGAGUGGACCUACGGAAGUAAACGCUGCGUUAGAAUUUGCGGUAAACACCCUUCUGGUUGAGAACAUCUUAGUAAUUGGCCACAGCUGCUGCGGGGGUAUACGCGCCCUUAUGGGCAUGGAAGAUGAUGGCACCACAGGCUUUAUAAAAAGUUGGGUUGUUAAUGCAAAGAAUGCAAAAGUAAAAACCAAGGCUGUUGCUUCCAACCUCGACUUUGACAACCAGUGCAAACAUUGUGAGAAGGUAUCAAUUAACCAUACCUUAGUAAACCUACUUAGUUACCCUUGGAUUAAAGAAAAGGUGGAGAAAGAAGAACUCUCUAUUCAUGGUGGUUACUAUGACUUUACUGACUGUUCAUUUGAGAAAUGGACAUUGGACUAUCGGGGAACCGAACUCGAGGAAAAUGGAAGAGUUGCUACAAAAGAUAAAGUAUUUUGGUCUUGA